AGGAAAAUCACGAACAGCAACCGACAGAUGGCAGUUCAUUUUUGUUUACAUCGUGUCGAAGAAUCAUUGCGUACAAGUCCUUGCUGUUUCCCUCUUUAAUUCUUCAUAGUUUGGAACGUUGUGGGCAGAGUCAUCCCAUCAGCGUAGCAUGAGUGCCGCCAACAUGACAGCCGCAGACAAAGACUCCAAAAAUAUGGGUGACAAAGCCUCGCAGAGUAACCCAGCAGAACAGUACAUUCUGCUUGCUAAACAGGCCAAAGGAGCUGCUGCUGUACAACUUGUCAAGCAGGUCCUGGAGGCUCCGGAGGUUUAUGUUUUCGGGGAGCUUCUAGACAUGCCAAAUAUAACAGAUCUCAAAGACAAUCCUCAACAUGCCCCAUACUAUGAGGUGCUCCAGCUCUUUGCCUAUGGUGUUUAUGCUGAUUACAUUCGUGAAUCCUCAAAAUACCCGCCCCUGACACCUGCCAUGUUGACCAAACUGAGACAUUUGACGAUAGUCUCCAUGGCAACGGGACAGAAAAGUAUCCCUCUCCCGACUCUCGGCACUCAGCUUGGUCUGACAUCUACAAGAGAAUUAGAAGACCUCAUCAUAGAGGCAAUGUAUACAGAUAUUAUUCAUGGAAAACUGGAUCAAAAAAACGGAAUACUAGAGUUAGAUUAUGCCAUUGGUCGAGAUAUUAAGCCUGAAGAUUUACCAAAUAUUGUAGGAACUUUGCAAUCUUGGUGUGACACUUGCGACACAAUGCUGGCCAACAUUGAUCAGCUGAUUACACGAGCCAACUCAGAUAAGGAGAAACAUCUGAAGCAUCGCAACUCACUGGAAGCAGAAGUCCUGAACAUCAAGGCUUCACUGAAGACACAAGCUCAAGAGGGUGAUGAAGCUUUGGUGUCUGACUCACGUGAUCAUGAUAAGAAACGUCCAGCUAAGAAAGGGAUCCGUGCAUCAUCCUCAAAGUUUUGGCCUAAGAGUUCAUAAGUAGUGAUAAGCUCUGUUUUAUUACACCAAUAAUAAUUUAUUAUUUUGGAAUAGUAACUUUAUCCCAAGUGUUACCGAGUGUAAACCUAUAUACACCACCAAAAAUUGUGAAGAAAAAGGACAGCUAAGGAACAAUUUAUAUUGUGAAUUGAAUAAUAUUUACCUCUUUAAUAGGAAAAUGUGACUCAUAGUGUAAAUCAAUAUUGUGGUUUGAUUUCGUAUUAUUGAAUAAAUAACCUUAGAAAAAAUUAUAUCAUUUACCUCAGCUCAUUAAAAUAUGCUUUUUAAUGGUUAUUAUUAUUGAAAAGAAAAUAACAUUACUUUUACUCUUAAAGCCCUUGCAAUGUCACCCCCCCCCCAAAUAUCCAGAACUGAUGUUGCUGAAAUUUUCGUUUCAAAUUGUCAUUGAUUGUACUACUAUCAAACCGAUUGAAAAACAAAGCAUUCAGUCUUAAACAGAAUAUUUUAGAAUAUAUGUCAGAAAGGUAACAAUCUUUGAAGUAUGGAGAUGUUUCCUGACAUAAAAGUGUUACAUGAA
Molecule: messenger RNA, 1514 nt
Organism: Penaeus vannamei (Pacific white shrimp)
Lineage: Eukaryota; Metazoa; Arthropoda; Malacostraca; Decapoda; Penaeidae
Product: COP9 signalosome subunit 7
Biological process (GO): COP9 signalosome assembly
Cellular component (GO): COP9 signalosome
Source: RefSeq, a predicted model, not a curated record